Mauremys reevesii (Reeves's turtle) is the source of this 2257-nucleotide messenger RNA. RefSeq names its product V-set and transmembrane domain containing 2A (gene VSTM2A). Lineage: Eukaryota; Metazoa; Chordata; Testudines; Geoemydidae. Bases 480 to 1202 code for a protein of 240 amino acids. The record is from RefSeq and is a predicted model, not a curated record. The transcript has 5 exons.
UUAGAGGGAAAAGUUGAAGCAAUGCAAGCACAGUAGACUCCUCUCCCUUCCUCCCCUCCCCUUUCCCCAACUCCCCACUUCCUAAGCCGGAUCAGCGUUUAGGGAGGGCAGUCAUCAUCACGCAAUCCUGAGCAGCUGGAGCUGACGUUGGACUGAGCUGCCAGGUAGCUGAAAAAAGGCAGAGAAGGCAGCUGAUACCCACUUUUCAACGUUUCUUUCUUUUUUUUUUUAAGUCUGGAUCUGGACUUCAAGCAUCACAGCGCCCGAGCCAGCUCAUCUGAACCCUCGGUGUAUUGCAAUACCCUCUCUUCCCAAAGAAAAGAUUCCACUGAGUAGCAGAAUGCUCGCAGUGUCGCAGCCAGGGCUACAGCGCAAAGCCUUUCUGUAAAUUUGUGUGUGUGCGUGUGUGUGUGUGAUUCCUUUCUUUGAGGGCACCUUUGGUUUUUGUUACCCUGAUGUGACUUUUGCUUCGCUUUGGAAUGAUGGGGAUCUUUCUGGCUUAUGUUGGAUGCAUUUUCUUUUCCGUGUUGUAUAUUCAACAAGGACUUUCUACCCAAGCAAAAUUCACCGAGUUCCCCCGAAAUGUCACAGCCACUGAAGGGCAGAACGUGGAGAUGUCGUGCGCUUUCCAGAGCGGCUCCGCCUCGGUGUACCUCGAGAUCCAGUGGUGGUUUCUGCGAGCAGCCGAGGAGCAGGAGGCUGGAGGCGAGGUGACGGGCACUCAGGUGGAGCUCUUACCAGAGAGAGACUUGGACAAUGACGGAACAAAAAUAAGCACAGUGAAAGUACAAGGGAAUGACAUCUCCCACAAGCUGCAGAUUUCAAAAGUGAGGAAAAAGGAUGAAGGCUUGUAUGAGUGCAGGGUGACAGAUGCCAACUAUGGAGACCUUCAGGAAUACAAGGCCCAGGCAUUUCUCAAAGUCAAUGCUAACAGCCACUCUCGGCGAAUGCAGGCCUUUGAAGCAUCCCCAAUGUGGUUGCAAGAUAUGAAACCUCGCAAGAACAUCUCAGCAGCUGUUCCCAGUAGCGUCCAUAACUCUUCCAAUCAGCGAAUGCGCUCCACCGCCAGCCCUGAAGCUGCAGCUAAAAUCCCAAAACAGAGUCCACAAUCAGCAAAGAGCAAAUCGCCUGUAAAAUCCACGGAGCGGACAGCAAAGUUGACCCUAACCUCCAACCACCACUCUGCACCCAAUGUACUCUAAUUCUCUACACAUGGAGCACCUUCAGGAAGUACAAAAAACAAAUAUAUAUAUUGUUUAAACAUAUAAAUAUAUAUAUGAAGAGGAUACCACAUUUUCUUGAUCUAUAUUAUUUUCUUUGCUGUAUCACCGAUCAUUUAUUUGAAGAGAACUGGUGUGAUGUAACAGGACAUUUUGUAACAGCAAGACCUAGUUUCCUUUUCUUUCAGCAAGUAGAAGCAUCAUAUCCUUGACUGCUCAGGGGUUGGCUUGCAAGUCAUCGGUAUUAUACAAAUUCACUAUGGAUGAUAUUUGGUUUCCUUCUUUGAAAGAACUGUGGCAGCCAUAAGGCAAACAGUGGCCAAAAAAAAAAUAAAAAAAAAAAUAAACCAACAAAAAAUCCCAAGAGAACAAAAUGACUCAGCAUCACCUCUGACCAAAAAAAACCCCUCAGAAACUUUGAUUAAAAGCAAAUUUUUUUUGUGAGGGUCAGGAGUGCAAAACAAAAAUACCAACAUUGCAAAGCAACUAACAGGACUAAAGGACGUUAUUUCUGAAGACAAGCAAGAAGCACUAUUGAGGGUUUUUUUUUUAAUUUUACUUUUUUGAAAUUUUUCCUCUCUUUUUUUCCCCAUCCCCUCCCUUUUCCUCUCUUUUCUCUUGGUUUGUUUCUUGUUCAAUGGUGGCAGUUGAUGACUUAGGCCAACCCCUAUUGACUGUGUGGUGGUAAUAUAAAUACAUUUUUUGUGUGUGUGUUCUAUAUUUCGAUGUGUUUUCUCUGAUUUUGCAACUCCUGUAUAUGCAAAACUAACUUCAAUUCUGUAAAUUGCUUACAGUAUGUGUGAUAUAACUUCACAGUAGACAUACCAUGGUCCUCAUGCAAGCCAGUUUUUAAUAUUAUCUAUAUGUCGUGCCACCAACAGACAUUUUUGUUUCCUUUUUUGAUGAAGCAUUAUUUUUUAAUUUGUAAUUCAGUACUGUGUGGAUUUUGUAAUACAUGCAUUCACUUCCACUGGUUUGACCCCUUGCAGAUGGCAAUGCAGCCCUCUGUUUACUCUGUAAAAUGCACAUUAAAAUUU